This is a messenger RNA of Neopsephotus bourkii (Bourke's parrot), 2148 nucleotides long. RefSeq names its product phosphatidylinositol 4-kinase type 2 beta (gene PI4K2B). Gene Ontology annotation, biological process: endosome organization; phosphatidylinositol phosphate biosynthetic process; Golgi organization. Lineage: Eukaryota; Metazoa; Chordata; Aves; Psittaciformes; Psittacidae. The coding region runs from base 1 to 1632 and encodes 543 amino acids. The record is from RefSeq and is a predicted model, not a curated record. The transcript is spliced from 10 exons. Gene Ontology annotation, cellular component: trans-Golgi network; plasma membrane; lysosomal membrane. Gene Ontology annotation, molecular function: 1-phosphatidylinositol 4-kinase activity.
AUGCGCGCUCGGGGCCGCAGCCCCUUUAAGGCAGGUAGCGGCGCCAGGGGCGGGCAGUCGGUGUGCACGCAUGCGCAGGGCUCCGAUGGGAGCCGUGGAGCCAGUUGUGGCGGCUGGGUGCGCCAUGGGCUGUGGCCGGGGGGCCUGAGCCGGCCCGGUGGCACCUCCCACAGCACUCGGCCCAUGGCGGAGCUGGGUGCCGGAGAGCCCGAUGAGCGGCUGUUGCUCCUCGCGGAGCCGGCGCCUCAGGCAGGGCCACCCUGGCGGGGGCCGCACGUGGCAAAAGCUGCCCCCGGCGCGGCUGUGAGGCUGUAUGCGGAGCUCGGGCUCGAGGAGGACGGUGAGGAGGACUCGGGGCCCGAGGGCGAUGGAGAGGACGAGCCUCUGCUGCGGGCGCCGGGCGCUGGCCGCGGCCGUCGAGCGGGUGCCGCCUGGGAUAAGGAGUCCCGCGCCGCCGCAGGACAUACUGCUGAUAUGAAUAUAUUUUUGGAUGAUCCAGAAUUUGCAGAGAUUAUUCUGAGAGCAGAACAAGCUAUAGAGUGUGGAGUUUUUCCAGAACGAAUCUCUCAAGGUUCCAGUGGGAGUUACUUUGCCAAGGAUCCAAAAGGGAAAACUAUUGGAGUGUUCAAACCAAAAUCUGAAGAGCCUUAUGGACAUCUAAAUCCAAAAUGGACCAAAUAUUUUCACAAAGUUUGUUGUCCUUGCUGCUUCGGCAGAGGCUGCCUCGUUCCAAAUCAGGGAUACCUCUCUGAAGCUGGUGCCUAUCUUGUGGAUGACAAGCUGGGACUAGGAGUUGUACCUAAAACCAAGGUUGUCUGGCUUGUCAGCGAGACCUUUAAUUACAGUGCAAUAGAUCGUGCAAAGUCAAGAGGAAAAAAAUAUGCUUUAGAGAAAGUGCCAAAAGUUGCAAAAAAAUUUAAUCGAAUUGGACUACCUCCUAAGGUUGGCUCCUUCCAGCUGUUUGUUGAAGGAUAUAAGGAAGCUGACUUCUGGCUCAGGAAGUUUGAAACUGAUCCUUUACCUGAGAAUACAAGGAAAGAAUUUCAGUCACAGUUUGAAAGAUUGGUUAUUUUGGAUUAUGUAAUCAGAAAUACAGACAGAGGUAACGAUAACUGGUUAGUCAGGUAUGAAAAACAGCAUGAUGGACUUGAUCUGUCAGAUCAGGAUAGCCAAUGGACUGUAACUAAGGAAUCUACUAUUAAAAUUGCUGCAAUUGACAAUGGUUUAGCAUUUCCUUUUAAGCAUCCUGAUGAGUGGAGGGCGUAUCCUUUUCACUGGGCUUGGCUUUCUCAAGCAAAAGUUCCUUUCUCCCAGGAGACCAGAGACCUAGUUCUUCCUCGCAUUUCUGAUAUGAACUUUGUACAGGAUCUUUGUGAAGAUCUUUAUGAACUAUUUAAGACUGAUAAAGGAUUUGACAAGGCUACUUUUGAAAACCAAAUGUCUGUUAUGAGGGGGCAGAUAUUAAAUCUUACUCAGGCGUUAAAGGAUGAAAAGAGUCCCAUUCAGCUUGUUCAGAUGCCGCGUGUGAUUGUGGAGCGAAGUAGCACUGGAGGUCAGGGCCGAAUUGUUCAGCUGAGUAAUGCGUUCACGCAGACCUUUCAUAGCAGGAAGCCUUUCUUUUCCUCCUGGUAGCAACAAAAGUACGUGGGAAGAGUAAGUUUCUGGAGUUCAGAAAGCUACUUCUAUGUAAAAGCUUUGCAAUAAUAUACUUCUGCUGUAUAACAGGAGCUCUGACUGCCACCACCUCAAAACUUAAAUUCUGAAGACUUAAAUGUAUUUUGAAUGUAAUAAAAGUUUACAAUUUUUGUGUCAAAAUUGUGAAUUCUUAUGUUGGGGAUGAGAAGAACUUGUCCAUACUGUAUUUUUAUAGGCUAAACUAAUGUAUUCUGAAUACGGGAAGAUACACAGUUUGCGUAUGCUGAGAAACUACUUUUGAAUACAACAGGAAUUCUUUUUGUUUCAUAUAAAUGUGAGAACCUGUACACUAUUGACUUCUUUUAUAUGGUCUUUAAAAAUUGCAGAACGUUAUAUUUGAUUGUGCAAAUGCUUUUCCCUGGAAUUUCUUGCUGGUAUUUUAAGCUGUUAGAUUUUUGUAGGCUAGUUACUUGAGAAGUCAUGCACUUUAAAUAAAAAAUGGAGGGAGGGAGA